UAGACCUGGAUUCAAACGAGCGACUUCCACCUCGACGGCUCGGCGAGAUCGUCGUCAGCCUUCCAAGCGUAAUGAAGGGCUACCUCAACAAACCAACGGAAACUGCAGAAGUACUUGAUAGCGAAGGCUGGCUUCGAACCGGAGAUCUCGGCUACUACGACGAACGCGGUCAGUUCUUCUUGUUGGAGCGCCUCAAAAACCUGGUAAAGUGUGGCGGCACACACGUGGCCACGGCGGAACUAGAAGAAGCUCUCCUCGCCUGCGCCGGAGUGGUCGACGCAGCCGUGGUUGGUCGGCCACAUGAAGUUUAUGGCGAGUCAGCUGUGGCCGCGGUUGUACUGAAGAAUUGUGCUGACGCUACCACCAAAAAAGCUCGGCGUCUGCAGGAGAUGAUCGCCGCGAGGUUCCCGGAACACAUGCAUCUGCACGGCGGCGUUAUAUUCCUUGGUCAGAUGCCCCGCACUGGCAGCGGAAAAAUAGACAAGCAGCGGCUUCGUAAAAUGUGCGCCACUACGUCGGCGGAAUGCAAGAUGGACUGGCCUGUGUUGUUAUUCUGCACAAACGAGACCGAAUAAAACUCGACCACUGCGUUGUUC
Rhipicephalus microplus (southern cattle tick) is the source of this 596-nucleotide messenger RNA. Its product is annotated as luciferin 4-monooxygenase. Lineage: Eukaryota; Metazoa; Arthropoda; Arachnida; Ixodida; Ixodidae. Gene Ontology annotation, molecular function: CoA-ligase activity. The record is from RefSeq and is a predicted model, not a curated record.